UUUAUAGUGUAUGUGUUGUAGUUGAAAGUCAGUUUUUAUUCCGCUCAAAGUGGACUUAUCUCUUAUUUUUGCGCUUGUAAAUCUUCUACCAUACCAAGAUGCCACUCGAAUUCUUAUUUGGGAGGAAGAAAACUCCCGAAGAAAUGUUAAAACAAAAUCAGCGAGCGUUGAAUCGAGCAAUGAGAGAUUUGGAUAGAGAACGAGCGAAAAUGGAAGCUCAGGAGAAAAAAGUCAUUGCUGAUAUCAAAAAGAUGGCAAAGUUGGGUCAAAUGGAUGCUGUUAAAAUCAUGGCCAAAGAUCUUGUUAGGACCAGAAGAUAUGUGAAAAAGUUUAUAUUAAUGAGGGCCAAUAUUCAAGCAGUUUCUUUAAAGAUACAAACUUUAAGAUCAAAUAAUGCUAUGGCUCAAGCAAUGAAAGGUGUUACUAAGGCAAUGGCAACAAUGAACAGACAACUUAAACUUCCACAAAUUCAAAAGAUAAUGAUGGAAUUUGAAAAACAGAGUGAAAUGAUGGACAUGAAAGAGGAAAUGAUGAAUGAUGCCAUUGAUGAUGUCAUAGGUGAUGAAGAGGAUGACGAAGAGAGUGACAAACUAGUAGCUCAAGUGUUUGAUGAACUUGGACUUCAGCUAACAGAAGAGCUCUCAGAUAUUCCAGCAACUGCCAGUGGUGUUGGUAAUAAAGAGGCAGCCGGCGCUGCUAAAGUUCCUGCGAUGGCUGAUGCUGAUGCAGAUUUACAGGCCAGGCUGGAAAAUCUCAGAAGAGAGUAAAAUCUUCAAAGAAAUCGAAAAUAUUGYCAAAUGCGAAUACACUCAUCUUAGAUGCAUUCAUAAGCUAGUACACUGUAUAUAUYAUAUAAUUUUUGUAUAAUUUUAAAUCAUGUGGAAAUAUGUAGAAGGAUUAAUGUAACUUCAUCAAAUAACUCCGCUCAGUUUUAUUAUUUUCACCAAUAAAAUGUAUUGGUAUUUAAUACAUUGRUGAAGUUUUCAAAUUGUACUAAUAUUUUUACUAGUACUUAAAUCUACUACUGGCCGCAUAAUUGGUUAAAUGAUUUCAAUAACCCUGUUAAACUGCAAUUUACUAAGCAUAAGUGAACAUAGAAACUAUUGUAAGUAUUUAAUAAAAACUUUAUUAGCUAUGGAUCAUAUCAUAUUCAGUUUCUCAUCCAUUUGAAACGUUAUACCACUUAAAACAGGCUGGGACGUGGUCAAUGGAUUGAUCUUAGUUUUAAAACCAUAUACUUUGAUGUAAAUUGACUUAGCAAGAAUUAAAAUCUUUUUAUGUGGAA
Exaiptasia diaphana is the source of this 1285-nucleotide messenger RNA. Its product is annotated as charged multivesicular body protein 2a. NCBI's taxonomy places the organism in Eukaryota, Metazoa, Cnidaria, Anthozoa, Actiniaria, Aiptasiidae. The coding region runs from base 99 to 767 and encodes 222 amino acids. The transcript has 9 exons. Gene Ontology annotation, cellular component: ESCRT III complex; multivesicular body. Gene Ontology annotation, biological process: protein transport; endosome transport via multivesicular body sorting pathway; late endosome to vacuole transport. The record is from RefSeq and is a predicted model, not a curated record.